AUGGAGAGCCAAAUCACAUGUAGCUCCUCCACCUAUGUUCCAAAAAGCACCUACAAGAGCUUCAAGCAGCUGGCUGAUAUGGCGGAAGGUGAAAACUGGAUGACGAGAGUCAUGAUUUCCCGAACAUGGAAUGAAGUCGACUUCUUGGGGACCAAUGAGGUCCAAACAUUCGAUCUGUUGAUGAUAGACGAGAAUGGAGAUCAACUACAUGGAGUUGUUCCGAAAAAAAUUAUAUGGAAAUUUGAGCCGUUAUUGCACGAGGGAGUUGUUUAUUCACUUAGCAAGUUGAGUCUUGCGGCAGAAAAAAAAAUAUUCCGCCCUGCUAGAAAUGAGAAACGUGCAUUUUUUGAGUGGAACACUAUGGUCCGAGCACUGGAUUCCACAGAUGUGAAAAUACCACGCCACAAAUUCUCAUUUACUGCUUUUGAAGAACUAGAAUCAUGUUCUUCAAACACAUAUCUUACAGAUGUGGUCGGUGUUCUGACAAGCCAUACGACUCUACAAGAAAUUAACAAAGCAAAUGGCCAGCGGUCCAUUAUGCGUGACCUAAAUCUUCAGAACUUGAGCGGUGUAAAUGUGAAGAUUACUCUGUGGGGUGAUGCCACAAGCGAGCUGAGCAGAAACUUGGACCAACAUGGCAUUGAGCCUGCACCAGUUAUCGUUGUGGUCACUGGGUGCUAUGUUAAAAAAAUAUCUAAGUUCAUGCUGCGGUUCGAAGUCCAGGAACAUACCAACUCAACUAUUUUUGUUGCACUUGAUAGUGAGGUGCAAAAGAUCGUCAAAGCACCAGCAUCAGAGGUCUUGAUGAUGGGAGAGGUUGAAGGAAAAGCAAGGGUUAUGGCAUCCUUUAAUGCUCUUUUGGGGGUUGAGAAGGAUUACUAA
Messenger RNA from Papaver somniferum (opium poppy), 882 nucleotides. Its product is annotated as replication protein A 70 kDa DNA-binding subunit A-like. The transcript is spliced from 6 exons. Bases 1 to 882 code for a protein of 293 amino acids. NCBI's taxonomy places the organism in Eukaryota, Viridiplantae, Streptophyta, Magnoliopsida, Ranunculales, Papaveraceae. The record is from RefSeq and is a predicted model, not a curated record.